Molecule: messenger RNA, 1681 nt
Organism: Octopus sinensis (East Asian common octopus)
Lineage: Eukaryota; Metazoa; Mollusca; Cephalopoda; Octopoda; Octopodidae
Product: E3 ubiquitin-protein ligase MIB2-like
Exons: 6
Coding region: 169-987 (272 amino acids)
Biological process (GO): protein ubiquitination; signal transduction
Cellular component (GO): cytoplasm
Molecular function (GO): protein binding; ubiquitin-protein transferase activity
Source: RefSeq, a predicted model, not a curated record
CAUUGGAUUGUAUUAAGCAUGAUUUUAGUCAAAGUAUGGAAAGACAAGGCCUCCAGAUGCUAUUUGAGUGGUUUAUAAGUAGUGAUCCACAGGAAUGUACACUUGAAAUUUUGAGAAAAGCUUUGACAAAAUGAUUCGGUGAAAUUGAACAUAACAAACUGUGAUAAUAUGACACCAUUUCUUCAAGCUGUCUCUAGCGGCAACUUCAGAAUAAUGCAGGAAUUCAUUUCUAAAGGAGCAGACGUAAAUGUGGUCGAUGAUAUCGGAAACAAUUGUCUUCACCUUGCGGUGAGGAAAGAGGAGUUCCAUUCUGAGGAUGAAUCCUUAACUGUCUUCGAUAAGUACUACAAGAAGCUCCAGCUUAGCAAAGGAGGCAAGCCUUCAGGUCUAGCAGUGGCUUGUUAUCUGGCCGACAAUGGAAGCAAUUUUUACCACAGAAACGAACAGAAUGUGAUGCCGCUGGAUCUUAUCAAGGAUACAAAUUUAAAGGAAAAAAUUAAAAGACUUUUCCCACCUCCGGUGAAAGUAUUUACUGAAAAUGUCACGAUUGACCAAUGUCUGUUGUGUAAAUCUAGUGAAGCUACAGUGACGUUUCAACCAUGUGAGCACACUGUUACAUGCAAAGAUUGCUGUUCAGAAAAUGAGCCUAAAAAUUGUCCCAAGUGUCAACAAGUUAUAGUUGACAAACGUGGAUUCGAGUCUGUAAAACUGGAGGUGAUGCAUCUCAAUAAGGUGGCAACGAAGUUAGGGAGGGACUGGGAAUUUGUUGGAAGGGAAUUAGGAGUUCCACAAACUGAGCUGGACUUUAUCAUCAAUGACUAUCCAAAAAAUACUAAAGAACAGAUUUUCCAGAUGCUCCACUAUUGGUUCAAGGGAUGUGAUUCAAAGAAACACCCAUUCGAAACACUCAGAAAUGCUCUUAAGUCACGUCAUUGUAAAGAGGCAUUAACAUAUCUAGACUCAGUGAAUUCCCAUGGAAAUGUUUAGUCUCAUGUCAACCAAACAGUGAUCUAUGAUCAAACGCAUUCCAGCCAUGGCCAUCCUGUCUUUAUCCUUCAUGUAGAGGAGCCAGAAAAACAUUGUCCAGUGUAUUCUUCUUUAAGGUGACAAAGUGUGAAUUGUGGUGGAUUUGACUACUACUUCUAGCAGAUUAUCUACCACAAAGAAAUCCCUUUAUUGGAGGUGAUUAUACACUUAAAAAUAAAUCCAAAAUUUUAAAAUCCAAAAAUAAAACUGUGUUAAAAACUCUUGUCUUGUUGGAAAUAAUGACACAACAUUUGUUUAUUUUAAUUCCAUGUGACUGUAGAAAAGCCACAAUGACACCUUCUUUCCAAAUAACAUCGGAUAAUGGGAAUGAACCCUUUUUUCCCUACAAUAUUUCAUACAACUGAACUUUUAUUGCAUUUCAAUUUGCAAUUAAAUUCCAAGACUUUAACAUCAUCAACUCAGAUGACAUCCUAAGUAAAACACACGAAACCUCUGAGAAGGACUUCUUUUUGUCAAUAAAAUCAUGCGAGAGGAAACUCUCCUUUGCAAAAUCAAGCGAAAUGAAACAGGGUUUGGAAUUGUAGUUUUCUGUGAUAAGAGUUGUUCUGAAAUUAAAUAUUUAAAAAAUAUUCAAAUUAGAUCAAAACUCUUUAUUCUGAAAUUAAUAUGUAAUUAAAAAUUAUUUAUGUUAAAA